GUGAGGCCUGUUGCCACGCCCCCCUCCGCUCGGGGCCGGGAUGGAGCCGGGAGCGGGGUCGGGAGCGCAGCCGGUGCCCGGGCGCUGGGGCACGGCCGUCUGCGUGCUGACCGGCGCCUCCCGGGGUUUCGGGCGCAGCCUGGCGCGGCUGCUGGCCCCGCGGCUCGGCGAGGGCUCGGUGCUGCUGCUGCUGGCGCGCUCGGUGGCGCCGCUGGCCGAGCUGGCGGCCGAGCUGCGGGGCGGCGGCGCCGGGUUGCGGGUGGAGUGCGUGGCUGCAGACCUGGGCUGCGAGCAGGGGCUGCGGAGGGCGGCCGCUGCCCUGCGGGAGGUACUGCCCGCCGCCCCGCCCGGCCGCCUGCUCCUCGUCAACAACGCCGGCUCCCUGGGAGAUAUCUCCAAAUCCUUCCUCGACCUCACCGACCCAGAUGAGAUCAACAGCUACUUUGCUUUCAACGUCACCUCAGCUCUUUGCCUCACCUCCACUGCCCUGCAAGCCUUCGGGAAGCGGCCUGGCUCAAGCAGGACGGUGGUGAACAUCUCCUCGCUCUGUGCCGUGAAGCCCUUCAAGAACUGGGCGCUGUACUGCAGUGGGAAGGCUUCCCGGGACAUGAUGUUCCAGGUGCUGGCGCUUGAGGAGCCCGAUGUCCGUGUGCUCAACUAUGCCCCGGGUCCCCUGGACACCGACAUGCAGCUCUUGGCCCGGACUAAGACCGGAGACCCUGAGAUGCGUCAAUAUUUCCAAAGCCUGCAGGAGAGCGGGCAGCUGAUAGACUGCACCGUGUCAGCCCAGAAGCUGGUGAAUCUCCUGGAGGAGGACACCUUCAUCUCCGGUGCCCACGUGGAUUUCUAUGACAUCUGAGUUACGCUUUCCUCCUCCUUUGCCUUCCUGCUUUGCUUCCUGCUGAGGCGUGUUGGGUGCCUCUGGUGUGUUUGGUGACCGUGUGUGAGUGCUGGGUGCUGUGCAGCUUUCAAGAGAAGACCUCUAGGUGCCUUAUAAAUACUCCUAGUGCCCUGAUGGGCAUGGGAAAAGUUAUUGCUUUGCUGUGCUGUAGCUGUUGAGCUCUCCUGGGCAUCUGCCGGCAGGAGCAGGGAUUUCUUAGCUGCUGGGGAUGAGGGAGCAGAGGUGGUUUUUACAAAGGAAUGGGCAUGGAGGCUUAAAGCUCUCCUGUGCAGGAGUGUGUGCAAGCCAAAGAGGUACGAAGGCACGCAAGGCCAUCUCAGAAAGCCACCCCAGAAGGUCUCAAAGAAGCCAACAGUAGAGUUAGAUCUGGGCAUCCCUGUGCCUGUCCUCUUUGCCCCUCAGGAGCUGUGUGCUCAGUACCUGAGCAAGUCACCAAAGGGCAAAAGAGCCAUUCCUGGGGCCGGAAGAUGUGACUGUCAUCCCUGAGCCCUGACUGUCUGUCCCCUGUCUCACCAGUGGCUUGUCUAGACUCUCCUGCAGUUCUGGGAUCGUCUCUGUGCCAGUUUUGUGCAUUAAGAUGUGGAGCAAAGCCUGUCCCUGUGUUUUUUACACAAAGGCAAUAAAUCACCAGGAGGGGGAGCUGGCCAUGGAGGUGAUGUGAAUUUUGGAUGCCUGGCUGGGGUCACUAGUUUACAUAAACCUGUGCACAAGCGCAGCGUGGGUUAGAGCACAUCUGAGACACAGUCCUGAGUUCCUGCCAUGCUCCUGUUUGCAGUUUCUGGGUCCAAGCCUGGAUCCGGGGCUUGAUCUGGGGUUAUUCUUUUAAAUAUUUGUGGGGGUUUAUCCUCAUUUUUUCAUCGGGUUCCAGGAGGCACAGGCGGUUAUACACUUGUCCUUCUAGAAGACAGCUGACCUGCAGUGUGUGUUGAUACAGGAGAGCUUCUGUGAAGUGCAGUGUCAUCCCCUGUGUGCCCUGGGAAUGCCCAGUGUCCCUCUGUGCUCAAUGACAGCAACCUUCCUGCAGUUCUCUAUCUCAACCUUUUAUUUCAAAUUUUGUCCAAAUGGAUCUACAAUCAUUAAAAGUUUCAUGUCUGGUCUGGGUCUUCUGCUUUAUCUUUA
Messenger RNA from Chroicocephalus ridibundus (black-headed gull), 2020 nucleotides. It is a transcript of the gene SPR, whose product is annotated as sepiapterin reductase. The record is from RefSeq and is a predicted model, not a curated record. The coding region runs from base 41 to 859 and encodes 272 amino acids. Gene Ontology annotation, molecular function: sepiapterin reductase (NADP+) activity. Gene Ontology annotation, biological process: tetrahydrobiopterin biosynthetic process. Lineage: Eukaryota; Metazoa; Chordata; Aves; Charadriiformes; Laridae. The transcript has 3 exons.